This is a messenger RNA of Acanthopagrus latus (yellowfin seabream), 2862 nucleotides long. It is a transcript of the gene apof, whose product is annotated as apolipoprotein F. Gene Ontology annotation, biological process: cholesterol metabolic process. The transcript has 2 exons. The record is from RefSeq and is a predicted model, not a curated record. Lineage: Eukaryota; Metazoa; Chordata; Actinopteri; Spariformes; Sparidae. The coding region runs from base 316 to 1644 and encodes 442 amino acids.
UUCCCCACGUGAAUCAAUAUUCAAGCCCUGAUCUCCCCGUUGAGCAAUGAGGCCAAAGAGAAGAGGGAGCUGAAAGACAGAUGAGACAGAGGGAGGGCUGUGGGAUGUCAUGUGUAAAGAAGGAGAUUCUCAUUGGAGGCAAAGAGAAAGAGGAUCGCUAUGCAUGUUUUGAGAAAGUAAAAGGAGGGAGAAGAGGGUAAACAAAAAAAGCAUCCAACCCUCUGAAGCCAUCUUGCUCACACUGCCACGCUCUGGACUCCAGCUCUGACUAUUAUUAAGUGGCUUUGGGGGAAUAAAAGCUGUAACAAGACCAGAAUGAUGUCCUCCAAGUUGAAGUGGCUGAUUGUGAUCCAGCUCCUGCUGAAUGAACAUGCUCUGUGCAGGGUCCCACCUUCUUUGGCUCCGAAAAACUCUGUGCUUCCGGGAAACGACUUCCAUGGAGAAGUAGAGGAGACAGCCAUACAGGAUCAUCAGUCUCUCCUGGGAUCCCAACUGCAGCCUGGUCUCCCCUCUGUGGAAAAUCCUGGUCCUGUAUCGGUGGUUGCGCAAAAAGAGGUGCGAAUCCGAUCUGCCAAACGUGUAAUAUCAGACCUUAGAGGGAGGCUUCAGGGGCAUAUUCAAGAUCGUCUCCACAUCCAGGGUAACGUCAGCUGUGAGGAGCUGCUGUCUGCCAGCACUGUGGAUGACCCAUCAUCCUCCAUGCUCCCCCAGGAGCUGCUGGGUCUCUCUUUGGUGCCUGUGUUGUUGGUAGCAGGCUGCCCACAGGAGGCGCAGACUCUGGUGCUCAAACUGUACGAUCUGCUGGGAAUAGAAGAUACGGAGGAGCUGCUGAUGGAGGUGGAGGGUCUGAUAGAGAGGAGGUUGAGCAAGUCUGCAUCUACGCUUGCACCUGCAUCAGCAGCAUCGCCUUCAGAGCGGGAUGAAGCCGGGCGCCACAUAGAGGCUGUGAUGUUUAACAUCCAGCAGCUGGCCACGAUGGGAGAAGGUGUGUCAAAGCAGGAAGGGCACUGUGAGGGUUGGACCAGGGUGAAUGCAACCACACUGGUAGGAAGAGCUGUGGACGGAGUCACAGGUGAUCUAGAGGAGGCUGUGAACACCUGCGAGAGGCUGGGAGUCCUGUGUGCUGGUGUGACCAGCAGUGGACUACUCAAACCUGGAAGGUAUCAGGCAGUCUUUAGGAAAGGUAGUCGCAUCCUGCCAUCUGAGUCCACAGAGUAUGAAUGCUGGAUCCGUCAGUGCAGUGCAGAGGAGGAUCUUUCGAUCCCUCCCGCUUCAGGUCGAAGGAUGAAGCGAAGCCCCCAGAGGAGCUGUAUCAACAAAAGCGAGGAGCGUGUGUACAACGUGGUGGAGUGGAUCCCCGGGGUCAGCACCCUCUACAACCUCGGCACAGCUGUGUAUUAUGCCUCAGUCAACUGCUCGGAAACAGCCAAGGAGAGGGCCAUCCUCAGCGCUGUUGACCUCAGCACGGAUGCGCUCAUGGUCGCCACAGGAGGGACUGCAGGGGUUGCAGGCUACGCUUUGGGUGCAGGGAUGAAGACUGGUGUGAAAGCUGGCGUCAGAUAUCUCCUCAACUCCAUGAAGGAGGAAGACGACGUGCUGGUGAACCAGUUCAGCUGGGAGGAGGGCGUCAUCACUGUCCAGUAGACUGGAGGAUCAAGAAAUCGGCCUGUGAAGCUUCGGCAAUAAAAAUCGUUAUAUUUAGUAUAUUCAUUUUUUUAAACAAUGACACGGGAUAGAUUUUUUUUAGCUGUUACUGAAGAGUGACAAAUUGGUUCUAACCAAAUCAUUUGGAAGACAAGAUGCAAAUGCUUGCAUUAGUUAAUUUUGAAAGGGAAAAAAAAAAACAGUGUGACUGUGCAAGCAAAGGUGUCAGUCAGUAAAUUUAAAGGCCUAAUUUGCAGGAUUGUUACUUGCUGUUGAUAAACACAUCAGUCAAAGCUGGCCCCUCCCCCCGGUUCAACGGUAGAGCGAGAGAGAGACAAAUGAACAAGCCAGCCCACACCUUCACAACCCGACAGAUUUUACGUGACUGCAGCUGUAGAGCAGGCCUUGACUCUCUGUUCUGUGUGUAUGCGCGUGAAGCUUCUACCACCGUCGGUCAAAGAGACACACAGACCUGCAGCUCUUUAUAAAGACUGAGGGCUCCUGAGCUGUUCAGAGAGGCAAACAUCUAUAGCACCAGUGUUGCGCUGUCGGUGACUGGGGGCAACACACCACCGCCUAAAUGUUGAAGCCCAACCAUACUGAAAAAAAAUAAAUAAAUAAUGAUAAUUAAAACUCAGGCAGAGGCCAUCCACAAACUUUUAGUGCAUGGUAAGUAAGUGGUAAGUGGUGAUUGAGAUCACUUUUGUAUAAAUCUGGACAUUUUUAUAGGGAAAGGGGAGAGAAAUCCUGCAUAUUAUGCCUGUAAGAAUUAAAAAAAAAAAAAACAACAAACAUUUAUUAGAGACAGGAUCUAGCCUAAAAUGUGAUGAAAAUUACAAAUUCAUUGUGAACACUCUCAAUAAUAUAUAUAAAAAAAUAAGCUCAUAAAGUCAGCGUUGAACCUUUUGUGUCUUAGAAAAAUAGCUUUGUUUGUGCAUAAUGAACAAAAUAGUUCAACAAUUUAUCAUAUUAAGCAGCAACUUUUGAAGAACUGGUCUCAGGAAAGUAAACCUUCAAUCCCUCAAGAUAUUUUUUUUUUGCCUUCCAUCCAGUGCAGUGUCCUUACUUCUGUUCACUGUCUUUCAUCAUUCUCACAGUUUAUCAUGUCAUGUCACAUUCUCACCUCGGGUGUAAUUGCAGGGACACUAGACGGAGAACUAAAGUUUGUGGUUUUGUGUGUGUCUUUCAUAAAUGUCAAUAAAUUGUACUUUAAAUCUG